This is a messenger RNA of Nanorana parkeri, 774 nucleotides long. RefSeq names its product NSE2/MMS21 homolog, SMC5-SMC6 complex SUMO ligase (gene NSMCE2). Gene Ontology annotation, molecular function: SUMO ligase activity; zinc ion binding. The record is from RefSeq and is a predicted model, not a curated record. The transcript is spliced from 7 exons. Gene Ontology annotation, cellular component: nucleus; Smc5-Smc6 complex. Bases 39 to 749 code for a protein of 236 amino acids. NCBI's taxonomy places the organism in Eukaryota, Metazoa, Chordata, Amphibia, Anura, Dicroglossidae. Gene Ontology annotation, biological process: protein sumoylation; double-strand break repair via homologous recombination.
UGGUAGAGGGAUAGCGGCGAGCAGAUAAUUAUUACAACAUGGCUGGUCGUGAUGUGCCGUUCAGUUUCUCGUCUUUGGACACGUCUAUCUCCUCCCUGAAGAACUGCCAGACUUAUGUAGACACAGGGAUGGACAUUGCGACGAGUGUGGCGUUGGAUCUUCUGCAGAGCGGAUGUGACACGGUGGACGUGGAGAGCAUGGAGUCCGUCAUGUUGGAAUAUGCCGCUGUCAACAGAGAUUUAAACAAUUACAUAAAGGCAGUUGAAGAAACCAUUGGCAAGUUAAAGCAGAGGACACCAGAGGAGGUCCCAGAUUUAAAAGACCUUGUCCAAGAGAAGUACUCUGCCCUGCAGAGCAAAAACACUGACGAAGAACUGAGGCGGAAUGAUAAAUUCAUCCAGUUCAAAGAACAGCUCAAAGAUCUGAGGAAGCAAAUGGGCGUGCCAUCAGAGGAACCAGAGGUUAAUUUGGACGAUGACGAAGAGAUAGCCGUCACCCAGAGCAUCGAUAACUGCAUUUGCCCCAUCACACAGGUGGAGAUGGUGAACCCGGUGAAAAAUAAAACAUGUGGUCACAGUUAUGAGAAGGCGGCGAUUGAAAAAAUGAUUCAAGACAGACAAAAGAAGGGGAAAUCUGCCAGGUGUCCAAGGAUUGGCUGCGAGUACGAUGUGAGCAUAGGUGACCUUGUUCCGGACGUGGCCCUAAAGAGAGCCAUCGACAUUCACAGUAAAAAGUCCACCAGUUCAUGAGCUGGGCACUGAUUAUGGUCCCCCU